Rotaria sp. Silwood1 is the source of this 1011-nucleotide messenger RNA. NCBI's taxonomy places the organism in Eukaryota, Metazoa, Rotifera, Eurotatoria, Philodinida, Philodinidae. The record is from the annotation of a GenBank genome assembly.
AUGACCGAUAGUUCAGUACAUCCUUUUUCAUCAUCAAAUCGACAACAAUCUCGUGAUGAUUCUACAACAGCAAUCAAAUGGACUCCAAAGUCUACAGUGCCUGUACGAAGUCAUCAAUCGAUAUCACAAGAAAUUUCAUUAUUAAAAUUAAUUUUCGAUGGUGUUUCACUUCUAUUUGUACUUGCAGCAUGGCUAUUAUUUAAAUAUUUUGUAAAACCAGUUCGACGACCUUUUCUAUGCUCGGAUUUGGAUUUAUAUCAUCCGAAACCAGUUAAAACUGUUAUUCCAACAUGGCUUCUUGUUGUAUAUUCAGUUGUUAUACCAUUAAUUAUUAUACUUCUUUCUGAAGGUGUUCGUUGGUAUUAUUUAUUUCGUAAAAAAGUAGCACGUGUAGUUUAUAAAAUUCAAAUUUGUUCAAAUGUUUAUAAUAUUUCAGAAUGGGCAGGAAAUCUUUAUAUUAUUAUCGGAGUUUUUUUAUUUGCUCAUGGUGCUAAUUCGUUUUUAACAAAUAUUGGCAAAGUUUCUGUUGGCCGUCUUCGACCACAUUUUAUUCCAUCAUGUUUUGAGAAAUAUACUUAUAAAGAUUUUUGUGUGGAUGCUACUCAAUGGAUUGUUAAUUAUACGUGUAUUGGAGAAGCAAGUACUGCUGUUAAAGAAAAAGAUGGAGCUUAUGAUAUUCGACAAUCAUUUCCAUCAGGUCAUGCAUCGACAGCUUUUUGUGGUUUAAUUUUUUUGGCCUUUUAUAUUCAUAAAGUUUGGAAUUAUCGUAAUAUUGGAUUAUUUCCAUAUAUUAUAGAAAUGAUUAGUUUUGCUUUAGCCUCAUAUAUUGGUAUCACACGUAUUACGGAUAAUCGUCAUCAUGGUACUGAUGUUCUGAGCGGAGCUAUUUUAGGAACUACUAUUGCUAUUAUUGCUUUUCACUAUAUGGUUCGUUCAUUUAAACGAUCGGUUUUAAUGGAUCUUGGUAAUGAAAGAACAAGCGAACAGAUGAUUCUAGCACAUAUACAAUAA